CGAUAAAAACUUCUUGUGCUUGGUGGUACUUGACGAGCGAUGUAACUGAAUGCUAAAAACACUGUUCAGAAGCAAUAAUGAUGGUUUUUAGAGCAACAAUUACUUAAGAAUUCAAAUUUCUGACUCACUAAUAAUUAAAUACACAGAUUUGCAUAUGAAAUAGCAAUAAUAAGCAUCUAAAAUGUGGCAGAACAGCAAUGAUAGAGCUUCUUACAAUUCUAUCAAUCUUUUAUACAGUUUGCAACAAAAACAAGAAGAUGUAUGGUUACCACGAAACAAAAUGCCUGGUGAAGCAGAAAGUAUUGAAAUGCACCACAGAACUACGGCAAGUAACGACGAUUUGUCAUCCCUUGACAGUUGGGCACCAACCGAGUUCAGUAGAUCAUCUUUGGGUAGUACUAUGUCUAUCGACUCGGCAGGCACGGGGAUUUCAUCAGCCAAUACGACACCAGGUGGUUCUCCGCUUUCGACACCAACUACCAAAAAGAAGAAACUUAACUUGAAACCAGCCUUAAAGCUUAAUAUGGACAAUGACACCUGGAAAGCAGCGAAGCAAAGAAGACGUAGACACAAGUACAAAAAGAAUAUUCAGGCUUCAAGCGCCAAGAUGAGAGCAGUUAUGAAGCAAAGCAAAACGCCACAGUUUCGGCUUCGUAUGAUUCUUUUUACCUUGUUCGGCUUAAUAAUAACUAUCGUUUCAUUCACGUGGCACAUGUAUCAGAGACAACUAUUGCAAAUUGCAAUCGGAGAUAAAAUUCGAUUUCAUGAAGCUCGAAGAGUGCUUCAUCUCUUAAAAGAAGAUGGGAAAGAAAUUGUUGAAGCAGUUUUAGGAAAUGGAAUUCCAGGAGAUCUUAAUCCUUACCAGUGCGAAAUAUAUAGCUCUUUAAGGUCAUCGAAAAUAUGCGAAGAAUGGAAGUAUCGAGCCAAGCUGCAUAUCAACUUUUCCCACAGUUCUAAUCUUAGUUGUUAUAACAUUCAGUGGCAAAGUUUGGCAAUGGACACAUUGCUACGCGAUUGUAUUUCUUUGAAGAAUGCGCAAUGGUACGGCAUGGGUCUUCAAAGAAGACUUCAAUGGCCUUUACGUGCAACCCCUGGUGAAGACUCUCAUCCUUUGGUAACUGGUGAUGGAGUGGAACAGAUGUUCGGUGGCAUAAUAGAUCGCUAUUGGCUGUCUUCAGAUGGAGUUGCUGCGUACGUAGAUCCUGAAGUACCACUGUAUGUUACAAUUACAAAUAAAUACCUUUGUUUAGAAUCUAGAAACGACAAUGACUUUCCAUAUCAGCAGUCAUACCCUACAUUUUUGAAGUACACAAUAUGUACUGGGAAAAAUAUGCAAACACUUCAUCAAGACAUGAUGAUUAGCUACAGAUCACCUUUAACAGAUACAAGCGGUAGUGUAUUUUUGAUGUCUCCGAUAUGGGUUCAUGCUCCCGGAGAAAAUUUAACUCAAACAUCUGUUCAGGAAUUUGCCAAUCGCAUUAUGGAGUAUACUUCAAAAUUACCAGGAUUCCUCUUGCUUGAUAGCAGAUGGCAGCAGCAAGAAGGAAGUCUAGAAUUUAACAGGAAAGCUUUCCCUAAACCCAGAGAUAUCCUUAAAAUUUUGCGACAUAAAGGAUUUCGAGUACUUCUUAUGAUUAAUCCUUUUGUUUGCCUUCCUUCGAAGAUAUUUGCGGUUGCUGCGGAAGGUAGACACUUAGUCACAGAUAAAUGGAAACAUGUCCCAUUGUUGACAAGAUGGCAUGGAAAAAUAUGCGGUAUUUUAGAUUUUACUAAUAAUGCAACAUCUAGCUGGUUUCUUGAGAGACUGGUGAAAUUAAAAGCAAGGUAUGAUAUUGAUGGAUUUCUGUUUACUGGUGGCCAAACCACAUACUUACCGAGGUACUAUUCUUACUAUACACCUUUCAUAAAUCCCGAUUCAUUUUUGCAGUAUUAUUUAUCUAUUGCUGGAAAACUUAAUUCUAUUUUGGGAACAGAAGUUGGAUUCCUUACUCAAAACUUCCCAGGAUUCGUAAGACUUACUCCAAGAACCGUAUCUUGGGAUAGUUUCAGUGGAUUGGGUUCAAUCAUUCCAGAAGUGCUUACGUUAGGAAUACUCGGUUAUCCCCUCAUCAAUCCAGGAUCUGUUGGUGGGGAUGGAGCUGGAGAAAUGCCAUCAAGAGAAUUAUAUUUAAGGUGGAUGGAACUCGUAAUUUUCCUUCCAGUUGUUCAGUUCACUGUUUCUCCUGACUAUUACGAUAAAGAAGUGAUCGAAACUUUGUAUAGGCUAUUAGCAGUAAGAGAAGAACUUGUUCUUCCUGUUUACAAAGCUGCUUUAGAGCAGUUUCCUGAAACUGCAGCACCUCUUGUCAGACCACUUUGGUGGAUCGCUCCUGAAGAUAAGCAUGCUCAGAUAUGCGACUCCCAGUUUCUAGUUGGUCAGCAGAUAAUGGUAGCUCCUGUAUUGGAAGAACGUAGAAGGAACAGAGAUAUUUAUUUACCAGCUGGUUGGUGGAAAGACCAUCUUCUUCAUGAAGUUCGCAGAGGAGGUAAAUGGUUACAUAACUAUCCCGUACCUAUAAAUAAAAUAGCAUAUUUCAGUUUAACUGAUGAACCAUUAUAAAAAAGUACCAAUUGAACCUGUAAUUUUUAUGCAUUUAUCUUUCAUAAGGAUUUUAUAUCAGAUAUGAUACAUUGGCCUAAAUAUAAGAUGAUACAUCUCUUCUUAAGCUGCUGUUUUGAAGAUCAAACCCAUCUUAACGUUAAGCCAAUAUUUGAAAAGAACUGUAAGGUAAUUUUAUCACAUAGUCAUUAGAAUAAAAGCCAAAAUAUAUUAAUUAAUUUCAAUUUUAAAGUAUGGUAUUUUGAUAAUUUUUUUCAUUCAGAAUAUCAUGUCCAUCGUUUCUUAUUGCUGUAUAUGAUGCUGCCUCAUAUAAAAUCCCCAUUUUUUUCCUUUUUAAAACUACUUUAAAAUGCAGGAUUGUCUAGGACUCAAGCUAAUACGUUAUUUUUACAAAGGAAUGAUAUUAGAAUAUUUUUGUCUAUUGUAUGUUUUAUGAAAUGUAAAUAAUAAGAUAACAUAUAAUGUAAAUAUCAUCAGUUUCAAUUUACUCAAGGGCCAGAAUUUUUAAAAAUCAUUUACAGUAAAAGCAAGAAUGUGACAAAGUUACAGGUCACAAAGUUAUAUUUUUAUUCAUAUGAUGCUGCAAAGUAAAUUCAUUUAAAAUCUGUAUAUUUAUUAUAAAUCAUAUAAAAUACUAGCUACAAAUGUUGAACAUUUUAUGUACUUACUCUGUUAAACUCAACAUCCACUGUAUUGCAUUCAAUAAGUAUGUAUUUUAAAAUUUCAAUAGAUUAUCUCUUGAAGCGAAACAUAAUAAAACGAAUAUUUACAUAAUGUA
This is a messenger RNA of Stegodyphus dumicola, 3377 nucleotides long. RefSeq names its product alpha-galactosidase MYORG-like. Gene Ontology annotation, biological process: carbohydrate metabolic process. NCBI's taxonomy places the organism in Eukaryota, Metazoa, Arthropoda, Arachnida, Araneae, Eresidae. Gene Ontology annotation, molecular function: hydrolase activity, hydrolyzing O-glycosyl compounds. The record is from RefSeq and is a predicted model, not a curated record.